AUGUUCCUCAAAUCCGCAGUGAAGCCCGGAGCCGAGUGCUGGUUGGAGAGUUUUCUCCGCCCCGGUUCAUACCAUGACCACCCAGAGCCUGGCCCCGCGAGUCGUCGGCGCAAAUGUCAGACGAAGGAUGGCCGGCGCGCAUGUGUGCACUGCGAGGAGAGAGGCAUACCAUGUGUCCAAGGCCCGCCAGAAGGCGGCUACUAUGACCAGCGUGCUCAACAACGCAGCCAAGUAACGUCGCAAGCGCUGACCCCGGAAGGCGGAUCAACAAGUGCGUCGUCCCACCACCAUGGCGAUGGGUUCAGCCCCGAAGUUGUCGAGCCAGAGCCGCAGGCUACCUUGCCGGGCCUUGCCAUGCGUCUAGACCUCGUACGGCUCUACUUCGAUUACAUCCACGAUCAGUUCCACUCGCUGUUUCAUCGACCGAGCUUCAUCGAGGAUGCUUUGCAGGACCGCGUGCCCCAUAGCAUCCUGUUUGGCAUGUUCGCCCUGUCUGCAAGAUUCUCGACCGAUCCGUACUUUGCGGAUGUCGAUCCCCGCGACAGGGCCACAGGCUACCUUCGCGCCGCGGAGAAGCUGCUUGACCUUCGCGAUAUUUCUCUGACGACCAUCCAGCUCUGCGUUCUCAUCGGGUCCGGCGAGACUGCGGCGGGGCAGGCCGAGGUUGAGAACAUCUACUACGGUGUGGCCUGCCGCAUGGCCCAGCUGCUCGACCUCCCAAACAGGCCAGCCUCCAAUCUGCUGGAGAGCGAGAUCAACCUCAGGGUCUGGUGGUCACUGUCGAUGAUUGAUGUGUGGUCUUCUACGGCUGUGAAGCUCCCCAAGCUCUUGCCAAACAGGACAGACAUUUCCCUGCCCAUGGACGACCUAUCAUAUCUCGCUCUAUCACCAGAAGGACUCGCUAGUGCCAGGACGAGUGCCUUUAGCCACGGCUCUCAACUUCUGGCGCAGAUGAUCAAGGUCAAUAGGAUCCUGCUGGAAAUUAACAACUUCAACCAGCGAUGCGUCACCGAGAACCCGACCUGGGAGACUUUAAGCCACGGUGUCGACGUGCUGACGGCGCGGCUGGACGACUGGGUUGCUAAUCUACCGCCGAAUAUGCACGAUACGCCCGAGAACUUUGCCUGGUUCGCGUCGAGGGGCCUCGGACGAAUCUUUGCGGCGGUGUACCUCGGCUACUACCACUUCGGGCAGCUGCUGUACUACCAGUUCCUGCACGGCGCAGCCAUCGACGCGCCACUAUCACCAGAAGAUUCCAGGGGCACCAUGGCGACAGAGUCGCCAUCGGCGAUGCGGCGGCAAGAAUAUGCGCAGAGAACCAAGGAGCAUGCGGGCCGGUUGUGCGAAAUGGUGUAUCGGUCACAGGCAACCGCGGGGGCUGAUGUCCGCUACACGAUGACCUCGCACGUCUUGGUCAUUGCAUCCACGGUGCAGAUCCACACUCUUCUGUUCAGUGGCGAUGAAGAUGACAUCGGCGUGGCUCGAUCGAGGUUGGAACGGAACUUUGAGCUCUUGCUGCGACUACAGUGCUACUGGCCGACAGUCGAUCGCGCCAUCAGUCGUCUGAGGGCCUUCCAUGCGACGGCUCGUACAAGUGUGGAUUCGAGCUUCGUCUUGGAUCGGUGGAUGCUACGCUUCAUGGUUGAGUUUGCCGAGAGCAUGGAGGAGAAGGAGGCGGAAGCAUGGCGCGGUGGCAGCGAGGAGAUGGAGGCGCUCUGGAGCCGGCAAUAA
Molecule: messenger RNA, 1731 nt
Organism: Verticillium nonalfalfae
Lineage: Eukaryota; Fungi; Ascomycota; Sordariomycetes; Glomerellales; Plectosphaerellaceae
Exons: 5
Coding region: 1-1731 (576 amino acids)
Biological process (GO): DNA-templated transcription
Cellular component (GO): nucleus
Molecular function (GO): DNA binding; zinc ion binding
Source: RefSeq, a predicted model, not a curated record